Molecule: messenger RNA, 1626 nt
Organism: Microsporum canis CBS 113480
Lineage: Eukaryota; Fungi; Ascomycota; Eurotiomycetes; Onygenales; Arthrodermataceae
Product: U3 small nucleolar RNA-associated protein 7
Exons: 2
Coding region: 1-1626 (541 amino acids)
Biological process (GO): maturation of SSU-rRNA from tricistronic rRNA transcript (SSU-rRNA, 5.8S rRNA, LSU-rRNA)
Cellular component (GO): small-subunit processome; 90S preribosome; nucleolus
Molecular function (GO): protein binding
Source: RefSeq, a predicted model, not a curated record
AUGGCUAUGGAGGUCACCAAAUCCAAGCUGGACGCCCCAAGGCGGUCAAAGGAAGAAGUCGCAGCAGCGCACGAAGCCAGCAAGCAAUUCGCCGAAGCGCAAAAGACAUAUGGACGAGGCAAACAGGUUGCAGUGAAGUCCGUAAGGGACAAGAAACUGCGGAGUAACCUGAGGAAUCUUGAAGCAAAAUACAAGAAUGCGAUUCUCCAAGCGAAAGAUUCCGAGCUGUUGCUUGAGAACGAGGGCGGAUACAUUGAAGCUGAAGGGGAGCUUGAGAGAACAUAUAAAGUCCGUCAGGACGAGAUAAAAGCGAAUGUCGGUAUUGAAGUUGCGAAGAACAGCUUUGACUUGAAACUAGAAGAGCUGGGACCGUACAGGGCGGAUUACACGCGCAAUGGGAGAAAGCUUCUGCUGGCCGGGAGAAAAGGUCAUGUUGCUACGAUGGACUGGAGAGAAGGCAAGCUGGGAUGCGAGCUACAGCUCGGCGAGACGGUGAGGGAUGCAAGGUGGCUACAUAACGAUCAGUUUUUUGCGGUUGCGCAGAAGAAAUACGUUUAUAUAUAUGAUCAUACUGGUGUUGAGAUACACUGUUUGAGCAAGCAUGUCGAGCCAACACACCUUGAAUUCCUACCAUAUCACUUCCUCCUCGCUAGUGCGGCGACAAGCGGAUAUUUAAAAUACACAGACACCUCGACGGGUCAGUUGGUGGCAGAGCUACCGACACGAAAGGGAUGUCCGACCUCCCUAUGCCAAAACCCUUACAACGCCAUCCUCCACGUUGGUCAUCAGAAUGGCACCGUCAGUUUAUGGUCUCCCAACUCACAGACGGCAUUGGUAAAGGCCCUGGUUCACCGUGGUCCAGUCCGGUCACUCGCGGUCGACAGACAAGGACGGUACAUGGUAUCAACUGGUCAGGAUCAGAAAAUGGCAGUAUGGGAUAUCCGCAUGUUCAAAGAAGUACAUUCAUACUAUCUACACCAGCCCGGCUCGACGGUAGCAAUAAGUGAUCGAGGUUUAACGGGAGUUGGCUGGGGGACACAAGUCAGUGUAUGGAAGGGACUAUUUCAAGCUGCGCAGGAAGACCAAGAGAAGGUCCGCAGUCCCUACAUGGCGUGGGGAGGCGAAGGACAGCGUGUGGAAGGCAUACGAUGGUGUCCGUACGAAGAUGUGCUCGGUAUAGCGCACGACAAGGGCUUCUCGAGCAUGAUCGUUCCCGGCGCUGGUGAACCCAACUUCGAUGCAAUGGAAGCCAACCCUUACGAGACGAGCAAGCAGCGGCAGGAGGCUGAAGUCAAGGCUUUGCUGACGAAAUUGCAGCCAGAGAUGAUUUCUCUCAACCCCGAUUUCGUGGGUAAUUUGGACUUGACUAGUGAGAAAGCUCGACGGGAAGCCAGAGACCUUGACAAGAAGAAGGAAGAUGUUGCUGAGAAGCUGAAGAAUCGUGGCAGAGGACGAAAUAGUGCACUGAGGAAAUAUCUUCGGAAACGCGGUGGCAAGAAUAUCAUUGAUGAGAACAGGUUGAAGGUCGAGGCUAUGAGAAAGGAGCAGAACGAGAAGCUGAAGGAGAGACGGCGAAGGGAGAGAGAGGAACUAGGACCGGCACUUGGGAGGUUCGUGAAGAAGUGA